Molecule: messenger RNA, 1888 nt
Organism: Notolabrus celidotus (New Zealand spotty)
Lineage: Eukaryota; Metazoa; Chordata; Actinopteri; Labriformes; Labridae
Product: spindlin-Z-like
Exons: 6
Coding region: 176-895 (239 amino acids)
Biological process (GO): gamete generation
Source: RefSeq, a predicted model, not a curated record
UCUUGAAGUCCGCACAUCAUGAUCGUUUCCGUGUGUCUAGCCUACGUUAGGUGUUGGAAUCUGCUCUGCAAAGGCAAACACAUGUGAAAUUAUUGACCAGACGCAAUGUAGCAGCAAGCCUACCACCAAACUCGACACGUCGACAUUUACACGGGUUGUGUGAAUUUAUGGAAACAUGUCAAAGAAACGAGGCAGGAAGCGUAGCAGUGGAGAGCUGAGUGAGAGCUCAGCGUCGACCCUGACCGCAGACCCAGACAACCUGUUGGGCCGCAGGAUUCAGCAUACCUGGAGGGAGAAGGGGAAUGUGACCAAGUGGAAAGGCACUGUCCUGGAGCGGCUCACAGUGAACAGCUCCCUCUACAUGGUCAAAUAUGACGGCUUUGAUUGUGUGUACGGCAUCGAGCUCUUUAAAGACAGUAGGGUGUCAAACCUGCAGGUGCUAGCAGAGAAAGUUGUGAAUAAUAAGAUCAAGGUGCCUCCUGGGGCGGAGGAGCUGGUGGGCCGGGCGGUGGAGCAUCUGUUUGAGAAGGAGGACGGGGAGAAAAACGAGUGGCGGGGCAUGGUGCUGUCCCGAGCCCCCAUCAUGACCCACUGGUAUUACAUCACCUACGAGAAGGACCCGGUGCUGUACAUGUACCAGCUGUGGGAUGACUACAAGGACGGAGAUCUACGUGUCCUGCCUGAAUCAGAAAACAAACACCUACUCCCGGCUGACAGGAAGCCAGGUGAGGAGCCAGAGAGCCUUGUGGGUAAACAGGUGGAAUACGUCACAGAUAAUGGCAUCAAGAGGACGGGCUUGGUUAUUUACCAGGUCCCAGCUAAGCCCACUGUAUACUACAUCAAAUAUGACGAUGACAUCCACAUCCACGUCUAUGAUCUGGUGAAGACCACCUAGUACUGACUGACAACUUUCAUCCUCUGUCGAUGGCUCAUCUCCGACCAGACCAGUCGUUACCUGUGAAAGUGUUACAGAGUCAGUUUUCUCUAGUUGGAGGUGAUGUGCCGAAGUUCAAAACCGCCGUCUUCUCUUGUUUUAAUUUUUUAAACUCACAUUGCAAGACAUGUUGGUUUUUGAUUCUCAGUUUUAAGUUGACCUUGAUGUUCCACUAAGAGGUCCUCUUCAUUGUAAAUAACGCAGGUCUGACAGUGGUUGUAUAGCCCAGCAGAUGAAAUGGAGCUACAAGUUUUGUGAAAUCAUACUUGUAUAGUGAAACUUUCAGACUCCAAGUUCAUACUUUUGCUAAAAAAAAAACCCACAGCAAACUUAAAAAAUUCAUCUUUCUUACCAAUACCCCUGUGUUUUACUCGUUUCUUUUUUUAUAUGCCUGUGCUAUUUAUUUCACCUGAAAUAUCUCGCUGUUCUGAUGGUAACAUUUUGGCAAACGUCGUCUGCUGUGCUUUAUGUGUGUCACUGGGUAGGCCUUUCAGUUCUUUGAAUAUAGUUGUGAUAUUCAUUUAACCAGUGCGCUAAUUUUACCAUCACAGGGAAGUCUGAUUUCAGUUGAAGUGUAUAGACAUUGAUGAGCAGUAACUGUCUCACUUCUCUCAUAUAAAACAGAUUUAUUCUUUCAGAAAACAUGUAUCAUAUUUCCGUUUUGUUUCCACAUGUAAACUGCAAGUUUUCUACAUUAAUAUAAUAUAUGAAAAAAUGAUGAUGAUGGUGUUGUUGUCAAGUUGUUUCAAGGUGUUUGUGCUACACAUUGUUUAUGUAGUUCAAAUUUGCCUCCAACAUUGUUUAGUAUUUUGGACUACGGUCUUUAUUUGCCAAAAAUGAUAUGAUGUGAUAUGAUAUCUUCAGGCCUGUCCUUUGUGACUCUUAAUAUGUUCUGUUCUGUAAAUACAAUCUGAGACAUUUUUAUGAACAUAAAACAAAGCUGCUUGAAAAUAA